AUGUCGAUGAGCUCGGACAGUGCAGCGUCGACCUCGAUGCGGACGCCGUCUGCGGCGAGUGCGUCCGAGGACGGGUUGGUGACGGAGAGGGCGGUCAGGUUCGACCAGGAAUGCGUGCUCAUCCCGGAGCCUGCGUCGAAAUCGAGGAGACCGAGGCUCGUCAUGAAGUCAUAUUCGUUGCCGCUGUGGAACAGGAAAACCAGCUCGGGCUCGAGCGCUGUCUCGGACUCGGACAUCGAGUCUAACGAGGAAGGGCCUGUGCUCUUCAGGGUCACCGUUCCAAAAAUCAUCUCGAAGAAAUCUUCAUUCACGCGCGAUCGCGAGGAGGCACCACCCAGUCCGCUAUCACCGUGCCUCGUUCAUCGCGAGCCAGGCUCACCUAGGAGCCCGCGGCCUGUACGGCGCUGCUCUGUGCCCCUGUCUCCCCGCCCAGACCUUGUCACCAUCCCCCUCCGCGCGUGCUGCCCCGACUGCAUCCACACUACUGAGGAGAGCCUGAAAGAAGGCGCGGAAUGGAAGGAGCGGUUCACCCGGGGCGCGCGGCGGAGACGCAAUUCCAGCUGCUCAUCGGACGAAGGAUCUGGCGCGCGAUACGGGGAGAGCGUCAGGUCGUCUUUGGAGAGGCGUGUGCUCAGCGUGGAUGAGGUAGACAAGCGGCGGCGGUCGUCCGGAUCCGGCGAUGAACACGAUCACCACAGAGGGCGGGAAUGCAUCAUCAACCUGAAUGACGAAUCCCCGCACCUGUCGCGCAGCCCUGGCUCUCCCAACGAUCCCCCGUGUCUCGGAGUCAGCACUGUCGGCCUCAGUCCCUCGAUACCGCGCGCAUCGCCAAUCCCAGAAGAGGACGAGGACCAGCUCUUCCCCCUUCCCUCUCCGCGCCGGUCGCCCUCCGCAAGUCCCACAGGGUCCACCUCCUGUCUCACCACGAUGAAGGACGACGUCGACCCGACUGCACGGAGCCCCACGCGCGAGAGCUCAAGCGAGUCUAUCACCUGCGCGUCCCCGAAAUCCCCUGCGCCCUUCACGAGCAAGAAGUGCGAAAAGGGUUUCCUUGCUCCGGACCCCUCCCUCUGGCUACCCUCGCCCGCCGUCGAUUCGCCGACUACCCUUUCGUCCUCGCCGCCGGGUUCCCCAGGACUCACCGCCGACGUUGAUUCAACGCCACCGCAUCCACCGGCGUCGCAGCCCAUAUCCAUCCCCCCGUCGCUCUCCCGCCGCGAAGCCCCGCAGCCCAGCGAGUCGCCCAUCCUGGAAAACCCUGUGCCCUCCCGCCGAGAAGCAUCCACCUCUUCUGCGGUAUCCGCCACGUCAAUGGAGUCCGAGGGGGUGUCGCCGCGGAGCGCAUCCCCGGAGACGCGCAGGAGGCGGCGCUCGUCCCUGCAGCAGCUGCACAUGGCCAUACCGGGCCUCCUGCGCGCGAGCGCCGACGUGCUGCGGGGCGUCACUGCGAUCAGCGGCACGCCCAUGUCUACGUGACCCCCCUAUCCACCCAUCUUUUGUUGUCCAAAACAUACUUGCUCCUCGGAAUUUUGGGAUCAUACCCCGCUAUUUAUUCCGCCGCGCACCGUUGUUGUCCGUUAGUCCCGUCGCCGUCUCCGUCUGUGCAUAGUGAUAUCCUGUUGUGUAUAUUGUACAUCUUUGUCCUCGUCCACUAAUCUUUGUCUUGCUUCUUGGCCGGACCGGAGAAUGCACACACACCUUCGUUGCUUCGUUCGAGUUUAUUUUCUUCUUUUUUGGCGACAUCCUCAUGGUGUGCCCGGUUUUAGUCUACAGUCGACUCUGUCCUAACCCAUAACGGGUCGUGGAACC
Messenger RNA from Gloeophyllum trabeum ATCC 11539, 1809 nucleotides. RefSeq lists its product as uncharacterized. The transcript has 2 exons. NCBI's taxonomy places the organism in Eukaryota, Fungi, Basidiomycota, Agaricomycetes, Gloeophyllales, Gloeophyllaceae. The coding region runs from base 1 to 1476 and encodes 491 amino acids. The record is from RefSeq and is a predicted model, not a curated record.